AGUCACACGUGGGCAGCCUCAUAUGCUCCAGAAUCACAGACACAACUCGGUUACCAGGCAACAAGCUGACACGCCGGAGAUGAGCCCAGACCACGCCCCCUGUGUUACCCGCCGUGUAGUGGGCGUGGUCAGUUGAUUUCUCUGAUUCCGCGCAGGAACUGCGAGCUCCGCCUGGUAUUAGAUUUGGCCCGAGAGGCUUCCGUAGGAUACUGUGCCAUGUGAGCCUGCGAUAGAGGCUCGGAUCAUCACCAUGUCAGGAGAGGUGCCCAGUGAAGCCAAGGGGGCGGUGUUGAUGCCCAGCAACCCUCUACCGGAAGGAACGCCCCAGAUCCGAGGAUACGACUUCAACCGCGGGGUGAACUAUGACGCUUUGCUGCAGAGUUACCUCACCACGGGCUUCCAGGCCACGCACUACGGGCAGGCGGUGCAGGAGGUCAACAACAUGAUUGACGCCAAGCUGUCCUCCCCUGACGGAUGUAUCAUCUUACUGGGAUACACUUCUAAUCUCAUCAGCUCAGGAGUGCGGGAGACCAUCCGAUACCUGGCAGAACACAAGAUGGUUGAUAUAAUUGUCACCACAGCUGGGGGUGUAGAGGAGGACCUGAUCAAAUGCCUUGCUCCUACUUACCUAGGAGACUUCAGCCUGAAGGGGGCAGAGCUGAGGCCUAAGGGCAUCAAUAGGAUUGGGAACCUGCUAGUUCCCAAUAAUAACUACUGCUUGUUUGAGGACUGGAUAACGCCGAUACUGGAUCAGAUGGUGCUAGAACAAGACACUGAGGGGACCAAGUGGACACCAUCCAAGAUGAUCUCCCGUCUAGGAAAGGAGAUAAAUCACCCCGAUUCUGUGUAUUAUUGGGCUCAGAAGAACAAUAUUCCUGUGUACAGCCCGGCGCUCACAGACGGAUCAUUGGGGGAUAUGCUGUAUUUUCACUCCUACAAGAACCCUGGGUUGAAACUGGACAUUGUUGAAGACAUUCGGAGGCUGAACUCUUCGGUGGUGUUUGCUAAGAAGACAGGGAUGAUUAUCCUGGGCGGAGGACUGGUGAAGCAUCACAUCUGCAAUGCCAACCUCAUGAGGAAUGGUGCAGAUUACGCUGUUUAUGUGAACACUGCUCAAGAAUUUGAUGGGUCGGAUGCUGGAGCCAGACCAGAUGAGGCUGUGUCCUGGGGAAAGAUCCGCAUGGAUGCCAAUCCAGUUAAGGUAUAUGCAGACGCCAGCCUGGUUUUCCCGUUGCUUGUUGCUCAGACAUUUGCCCAGAGACGAGCAGAUUUCCCGGGCGAGGAGAAGGACUGAUGACGUGUAGAGGACAUGUAGACUUUUUUUUUUCCCCCCCAUUAUGGUUUGGGCUCUGCAUGCUGCGCUCCUGGCUGACACUCAGUUGCAUUGAGCUUCCAUCCUCUGCUGGGGUAAUAGAGAUAUCCAGGCGUACAACUAGAACACACGGCAUGGGUAUAGGAAAGUGUUCAGCUACCUGCUGCUCCCCCUCGAUGUUGGGUGACUGCAGUAUUCUGGGUAUUGUAGCCCUGUAUAUGCCAAUGUCUGAAGAGAGUCACCUCAAUCGCACAGUAAUGGUGGCCGUAUAUAAUGCUGGCUGACACUGGAAAUAUCCUCACUCCCUGACGACUGUCAGCAAAAGAAGGGUGGGCAUGUUGGUUUUCAAAAUGGCCGACCCUUUGUUAUCACAGGAGAUGCCUCCGUGGUCUGGUGCAGUUGUAGUUCCCAACCAGUGAUCCUCCAGCUGUUUCAAAACUACAACUCCCAGCAUGCCCAGACAGCCAAAGGCUGUCCGGGCAUGCUGGGAGUUGUAGUUUUGAAGCAGCUGGAGGCUCACUGGUCUAAGGUGCACAGCCAGUUUGCUAUUCACCUUGUAAGUUACUUACACUUAUUGAAGUUGUAAUUAUCUGGAUGUAUGCGGUUGAAGGCCUUGGAAAUAAUAAAGAGAUUGUUU
Molecule: messenger RNA, 1949 nt
Organism: Hyla sarda
Lineage: Eukaryota; Metazoa; Chordata; Amphibia; Anura; Hylidae
Gene: DHPS
Product: deoxyhypusine synthase
Exons: 10
Coding region: 251-1294 (347 amino acids)
Biological process (GO): peptidyl-hypusine biosynthetic process
Cellular component (GO): cytoplasm
Molecular function (GO): deoxyhypusine synthase activity
Source: RefSeq, a predicted model, not a curated record